AUGCCGACGGCUCUGCACCUCUUGUCCUACGUUGCAGGCUCGGGCGCCUUCGUAGGCGUGCUGCUGUCGUUCGGUGAGUUUGGCCUUGUCUCGAUCACGCACGCGCGCUAGUGGCGCAAGGGGUAGCUAGCUCACAGAUCAGUUAAGUGAGUUGUGCUGAUCAUGAUCUCCAUUUGAUGGUGUCUCACAGCGAGUGGUCUGCUCUAUCUCGCCGAAGUGAUUGAAGAACAUGCAGCUCAAGCCAAGGUCAUGGGCCAACGUAUCGUCUGGGUGAGUGCCGGCCUCCACUGCAGUGUUUGCUAUUGUGGUGGUCGACUGGUGCGAUCGCGCUCGCCUUGCGUGCUCCGCACGAAUCGUCGUCGACUCGGCGCUCGUCAAAAGUGCUGUCGGCCGAGCUACUGAGGGCGGCUGCUAGGCGCGUCAGGCACGAGCGCUUGUUCACAGGGGGAUAGGCACGGAUCGGUGCCCGCCUUGGCCAUCACGCCGUCGUCCCUGACCGACAGGUCGACCCCCAGCUUUUUUAGCUGGCUGGGCAAACUUGCCCGGCACCACUGCAGGUGACCACACCUCCAGACCCAGAGUACACAGGCCUACAUUCCAUUCGUUUCUCCACUAUACUUGCAUCCUCUUCGAUGCGGCCUGCCCGGUGACGGCAUCGCACGUGGGCCCUUGCCGUCCCUCAACCGCCGCUCGGCUGCGGCCGCAGUCUUCUCGAAGACGUGGACCGCGAUCAAAAGCAAAAGCCGGAAUAGGCCUCAGGAGACGCGUCUGCGGCACCCCCGUUUCCACAAGUGCUACAAGCUUUGCAUUGUCCUGAGUCUAAACCAUGACUUACUUGAGUGCUGACAUUCUGGUCUUCUUCCACGGACCUCGAGAAGCUGGUUAUCGCCUUGCUAGCAACAAUGCACUUGGUUGACGCUUUGCCACUGUGAGCUGGCUCUCAUCUUGGACUCUUGGAUUCCACCGAGCGUUGUCCAAAUGGAACCUUAAUGCGACGCUAACUCUGGCGACUACCAUUAAUGCGUUUCCAGAUACAUUGCUGCUUUGGGUAUAUUCUGCCACCUCGUCUAGUGAGUUGAUUUGAUUUUUGGUACCCUCUGGGUCGUCGGAGGGUGGAGCUGACGAGGGCCUUAAAACCACAUCUCGGCAGUCUACAAAACUUCUCGCGAUCAUGGCCGAGGAUCUCGCUCAUUUCGCCGGCAUUUAUUUUGUCCUGUGUGCUCGUCAUCGCGAACCACUUCGUCUCGCUCAACUACUUCUCGGAACGGGCGCGAUCAACUGGAUACCACGGAGGACGGGGCGCCAACACGGGCAGCCGAUGGAGCUCGGCACACCUGUCGCAUGCCAGCAAUCACGAAGAGACGUUCCUCGAUGUGGCGACCUAUUUUGGCGUCUGCGUCUGGCUUUGCCCAUGUAAGUCAUAUCCAGCACUAUGCGUCACCACGCUCGAAGAGCUGACCAGGCUUGUUCUCGUUCGCUCCCCAUCACCGCGGAAUCAGUCUUCCUCUUCUUGUCACUUUCUGCGAACAAUAACGUUCUGCCUUCGAAAGGCGAUGCAUCGAGCCCAGCCUCGCCCGUUCAAUCUCGACCCCCGUCACCUGCGUUAUCGAAGCAGAGCGGCGGUACAACGUUUCUCAAGACGCUCAUCUCGUGCUUGCUCGGGUUCGUACCACAAAGGGAUCGUCGAUCAAAAAACGACCAUGCCGUGAAAAUCGGCCACAAAUCUACCGUCGGUGAAGUUGCCCACGAUACAAAGCCGCUGUCACAUGCUCGGUCGACCCCUAAGCUCGAAUCCGCAAGCCCGGUCAUGGGGUCACUCCGCACGGGAUGGAAUCAGCCACCGGGCGCAAGUUCGCAAGGACAACGCAGUGUCAGCGGACCCGCGGCCAUGGUGGGCAAUCGUGAACGGAAUCUGCACUCUCGCUCGGCCCCAGGCUCGCCGCAAAACUCGCCCCUCGCGUCACCGUUGCUCGGGCCGAGUUUCAACGUCAACCCUUUCACCACGGCGUUCACUCCACGAUCGCCACCAAAACCCUCACGCAACGUGGGGCCACCCAGCAGCAACGCGACGCUUGCAUCCGGCCAUGGACGGCUAGGCCCUCGUCGACACACGACAGAUGAAGGGUUCGGUUUCAGUAUGGCUGCCGUAGGAUCGACAGGGGUGGCGCCGAUAACACAAUCUACCGGCAUGGGUCACUCCAGUCCAACCCCGCGGCGCCCGACUCUGCCCACUUCCGGAUUCACCAAUAGCAGCGACUUGAGCGUCGACACAUCGCCGCGAAGAAGCUCGAUGCCGGGAAACACUCCAGGCUUGAUGGCGCCACAUAACCCAAACCGAGGCCCGCCACCACCUGCGGCUUCGUCCGGCAUGGCGUUCAAGAUCACACCUGUGCCAAUGCCCAACCCGACCCUACCGACGAUGGGACAGGGUACUCCACCACGCCCGGGUCACCAACGCACCAACAGUCUUGUCACUCUCACGCCGACCCGACCAACGCAUGUCCGGAGACAGUCGGUCGGUGCUGGAUCGCUCGACGCGCUCACAUUGGAUUUCCUCCCCUCGACGCCGUCGCCCGUUCGACCGCAACACUCCGUUACCAGCAAUGCGCACGGCGUUCCCUCCGUCUCGAUUGGGCUCGGGCGGCCCAGCACCUUCGUCUCCUUCACCUCAUAG
Molecule: messenger RNA, 2674 nt
Organism: Microbotryum saponariae
Lineage: Eukaryota; Fungi; Basidiomycota; Microbotryomycetes; Microbotryales; Microbotryaceae
Source: the annotation of a GenBank genome assembly